Theileria annulata is the source of this 369-nucleotide messenger RNA. RefSeq lists its product as uncharacterized. The record is from RefSeq and is a predicted model, not a curated record. Lineage: Eukaryota; Apicomplexa; Aconoidasida; Piroplasmida; Theileriidae. The transcript is spliced from 2 exons. The coding region runs from base 1 to 369 and encodes 122 amino acids.
AUGCCUUCCAACAAUAAUAAUCCCCCAAACAUAGACGUUGAUGUCGUUAAACGCUUGAGUCAGCCUUCAGCUCUCUACGACGAAGUUGUAAGGUACAUUCUAUCGACCGUCGGAUGCAAAUUACAAAAUGAAUCUACUCUAAGACUCGUAUCGCAUUCUGCCCAAAUUGCUCUCGAGAAGUUUCUUGAAGAGGCCAAGAGCGUCCAGGUAUCAAAUAGGCUAAAUAGAGCCGACUAUGAAGACAAUUUGAGUGUUUUAAAGCAGGACAUUAAGGAACUCGACUACCAGGCGAUUUGCGAAACGCUCCAAAAGUACGACCCUAACGUUCAUAAUUAUAACCUUUUCCUUGAACCAAAUGAAAAGUUCUAA